AUGAUCGUCAAAGAGAGCGCGCCAUACGCCUUCGCGCAGCGCAUGCUGCAGACGCUGAACGAGGCCCGCAAAAUCGAGCUCGACGGCGCCGAAUUCUCCUCCCCAGACCGCUUCCACGACACGUUCAGCGGCGCCGCCCAGCUCCUCUCCAGCAUCUGCGCCGCACUGGGGCGCCAGGGCAAAGCGGCGGACGAGCGGGUCAUGCGCCACAUCCUCGACCUCUCGACCAGCGACACCGAACUGGGCGGACUGGGUCUCUCCGGCAAGACGUGGGAAGGGACGGACGAGGCCACGCUGCAGGAGAUCGGGUUCUUGACGGAUGCGUGGCUGGCCGCGGCCGACGCGCAAGCAGCCGCAAGACGCCUGCCAGAGCCGGUGCGGCAGCCCCGCCCUGCGAGCAGGAGACGCAUGAAUCUCGCCGAGAAGAUCCUGGCGCACCAUGCGUUCGCGGUUCCGCGCGCCGAGGGUGUCGAGGCUGGUGAUCUGCUGCGCGUGUCUGUGGACUGGGUCAUUGCGAGCGAGCUGUCCUGGGUGGGCAUGCGGCACAGCAUGACCAGUCUGGGCAUGAAGCCGACGGCGUGGAGGAACGAUCGCUUCUGGCUGGCUGGAGACCACGCCGUCGAUCCGCGGACGUACAAGGAGGAGCGCGUGCAGGAGCUGAUCAGGCUGUUGCAAAGCGCGAAGCAGGACUUGAAAAUGACGGAGAAUCAGGGCUCCAACUAUACCAUCCUGCACACCGAGUUUGUCCGCGAGAGAGCCGAGCCCGGAAUGCUGGUGCUGGGCUCUGACUCCCACACAUGCUCCGCUGGUGCUGUCAGCUCGUUGGCUGUUGGCCUUGGCGCAGGCGACGUAAUGGCGGGCCUUGCUACAGGCGAGACGUGGUUCAAGGUGCCAGAGUCCAUCAGGAUCAACUUUACUGGUGAGCCGGCGUGGUACAUCCGGGGAAAGGACGUCAUUCUGUCCAUCCUGAAGCAACUCAAAAGAAACACAUAUGCCGCCGAGCGCAUAGUCGAGUUUGGAGGUCCUGGUGCCAAGUUUGUUUCCUGUGAUGCGCGAUUUGCCAUCUCGAACAUGUGCACGGAGCUCGGUGCUAUCUCAGGGAUAUUCGAACCCGAUGAAAUCACACAAGAAUUUGUCAAUGGGCGGAAACGGAAGAUGUACAAGUCCGAAUCACUCUACUUCCGGCCCGACCAAGGCGCAUCUUACGCGGCUACUUUCGAAAUCAACCUCAGCGAGGUGGAAUCAUACAUUGCCAUUUAUCCUUCGCCUGACCAGGUCUGCCCGGUCACAGAGCGCCUUGGGAUGAGGUUCGAUGGAUGUUUCAUUGGAGCCUGCACGACCACCGAGGAGGAUCUUGUUCUGGCUGCUUUGGUCCUCGAAGCGGGCCUGCACCGAGGAUUCACCCCAGUGAAACACGGCAAACGUGUCGUUGUCCCAGGCAGCCUCCCAAUUGUCAGGAACUUGAGGAAGCUCGGUCUUUUGGACAUUUACUCCAAAUGUGGCUACGAGCAGCCUGCGCCUGGAUGCAGUCUUUGUCUCGGAAUAGGUGCAGAUGUUGCAGAAGCCGGCUCACACUGGCUGUCAUCCCAGAACAGGAACUUCAAAAACCGCAUGGGAAGAGGUGCUGUCGGAAACAUCUGCUCGGCUGCCACGGUUGCCGCUUCGUCGUUCAGCAUGACCUUGACAGAUCCACGCGAUCUGCUCAUGGACGUGUCGGAGACCAAAUACAACGACUACCUAGACCAAUGCAAGUCGUGGAGAAACGGCUCCGCUAGUAGGACCGAGGUGGAGGUGGAGGAGGUUCACUACGUGGAACCCUGUCUCCUCACCGGACCUACGCCGGUAAAUGAUGACAAUGCAGCUUUCUCAGAUGGCAUCGAAAGGGACGGGCCGGACCAAUCCCUGCCGAACAUCCAGGGCAACGUUUACAAGCUCGGUGAUUACGUUGACACGGACGCCAUCAUUCCAGCCCCUGCCUGCGUUGGCAAUCCCACGGACGACAUGCUGGGCUCACAUUGCUUCGAAGUCACCAACUCCGACUUCCGUGAUCAUGUGAAGGCUGGCUACACGGUCGUUGUUGGUGGAAAGGCCUUUGGCUGCGGGUCAUCCCGUGAAGAAGCUCCCAGAGCGCUCAAAGGCGUCGGAGUUCAGUGCGUCAUUGCGCGAUCAUUCGCCUUCAUCUUUGCCCGUAACAUGCCAAACAUCGGCAUGCUGGCCAUCACAAUCGCAGAUGAAGCCUUCUACGAAGCCGCAAAACAUGGGGAAGCGGUCAAUGUUGAUGUCCAGAGCCGUUUGGUUCGGGUAGGGGACAAGGAGUUCGCGUUCUGUUUGGAUGACAUGGAGUUGAAGCUCAUCCGGAACCGAGGGCUUGCGUCUUCGUACCAGAAAUUUGGAAACGAGGUGUUUGAAGCACUGUGUCGGAAGGAUUCCUCCACGCCGGUCUCAGUCCUGGCCGAAGUCACUCUGCAGGAUGGGAAUGAGACGAGAGACGGGAUGGAUUGGUGA
Molecule: messenger RNA, 2505 nt
Organism: Diplodia corticola
Lineage: Eukaryota; Fungi; Ascomycota; Dothideomycetes; Botryosphaeriales; Botryosphaeriaceae
Product: aconitase family protein
Exons: 7
Coding region: 1-2505 (834 amino acids)
Molecular function (GO): hydro-lyase activity
Source: RefSeq, a predicted model, not a curated record